This is a messenger RNA of Candidozyma auris, 1689 nucleotides long. It is a transcript of the gene PAP1, whose product is annotated as polynucleotide adenylyltransferase PAP1. The record is from RefSeq and is a predicted model, not a curated record. NCBI's taxonomy places the organism in Eukaryota, Fungi, Ascomycota, Pichiomycetes, Serinales, Metschnikowiaceae. Gene Ontology annotation, molecular function: poly(A) RNA polymerase activity; RNA binding. The coding region runs from base 1 to 1689 and encodes 562 amino acids. The transcript has a single exon. Gene Ontology annotation, cellular component: nucleus.
AUGUCCACAAAAGCUUACGGCGUGACAGGUCCCGUCUCGCUCUCAAACCCAACUCAGCAAGAGAUAAGUUUAAAUGACGCUCUCAUAGGCGAGCUCAAAGCUAGGGGUUCAUUCGAAAGUGAACAAGCAACUAGAAAGCGAGUCGAUGUGCUCGCGUUGAUGCAAAAAAUGGUUCAAGAGUUUGUCUUUAAAGUAUCCAAAAAACGAAAUAUGAGCGAUGGAAUGGCAAAAGAUGCUGGCGGAAAGAUUUUCACCUUUGGCUCCUAUCGGCUUGGUGUGUAUGGUCCGGGAUCAGAUAUUGACACAUUGGUAGUGGUCCCUAAGCAUGUCUUACGCGAAGACUUCUUCACUGUUUUUGAGGAAAUUCUCAGAGCGCGUCCUGAAUUAGAAGAGAUCUCAUCCGUUCCUGAUGCCUAUGUUCCAAUCAUUAAGCUUGAAUUCGAUGGUAUCUCAAUCGACUUGAUUUUCGCUCGCCUUAAUGUUUCACGCGUUCCUUUGGACAUGAGUCUUGAUGAUAAGAACUUGUUAAAGAACAUAGAGGAAAAGGAUUUGAGAUCUUUAAACGGAACUCGUGUCACUGAUGAAAUUUUGACACUUGUACCCAAGCCGACAGUAUUCAAGCAUGCCUUAAGAUGUAUCAAAAUGUGGGCUCAACAAAGAGCAGUUUAUGCGAACGUGUUUGGUUUUCCAGGGGGUGUUGCUUGGGCAAUGCUCGUAGCAAGGAUUUGUCAGUUGUACCCUAACGCCGUGAGUGCCACUAUUAUUCAGAAGUUUUUCACCAUCUACACCAAAUGGAACUGGCCGCAGCCUGUUCUACUCAAACCGAUCGAAGAUGGUCCCCUCCAGGUUCGUGUCUGGAACCCAAGAAUUUAUCCGCAUGACAGACAACAUAGAAUGCCAGUUAUAACGCCGGCUUACCCAUCAAUGUGUGCGACGCACAAUAUAACGAGCUCAACUCAAAAAGUUAUCCUAAAAGAGAUCGCCAGGGGUGCCGAAAUAAUGGACCAAAUUGUAUCCGGUCAUAAAUCAUGGUCGGACUUAUUUCAAAGACACACAUUCUUUCAUGAUUACAAAUUCUACUUGUGCAUAGUGGGAGCCACGAUAGGUACAGAUGAAGAUCACCAUAAGUGGAGCGGUCUCAUCGAAAGUAAAUUGAGGAUCCUUGUACAAAAGCUUGAAGUUGCGGAUGGCAUUGCACUUGCUCAUCCAUAUGUCAAGUCAUUUUCUACAUCAUAUUGUCUCAAUGACGAAAAAGUUGAAGAUGUCUUGGGCGCCUAUGGAAAUCUCCUGGGUGAGCUGUUUUUGAGUAGCUUGAAGGAGCUAUCAGGUGAAAGUAAAAUCAACUGUGGAGAUGCCUCUGAUGCUGAAGAGAAAACGACAAGGAUCAUACAUCUCACAAAACUCUUUAUUGGACUCGACGUCAGUCUCGUGCGAGAAGUAGGUGGGGUCAAGAAGCUUGAUAUACAAUAUCCUUGCUCUGAAUUUUACAACCUCUGCAAAAGUUCACCUCUGUUUGAAGAAGGAGUGAACUUUAUACAGAUAAAAAACGUUAAGUUGCACGACUUGCCUAGUGAUGUAUAUGAGGAAGGAGAGACUCGGCCAGUCAAGAGUGGUAAAAAGCGCAAAAAAGAUGCCGGUGCAGAGCAAUUGAAGAGACCUAAGGGAUUGACACCCACUGCCGCUGCUUAA